This is a messenger RNA of Humulus lupulus (European hop), 1150 nucleotides long. Its product is annotated as CASP-like protein 1F2. The record is from RefSeq and is a predicted model, not a curated record. The transcript has 3 exons. Bases 182 to 829 code for a protein of 215 amino acids. NCBI's taxonomy places the organism in Eukaryota, Viridiplantae, Streptophyta, Magnoliopsida, Rosales, Cannabaceae.
UCUUUUCACUAUAAAUGCCUUUCUCUUCCUCUUCUUUUUCCUACAUUGCACCAGACCAGAGACUAGUCUACUGUAAACCCAUUUGAACGGUUCAACAGAGUUGGUUUUACUUUCAUUAUAUAUACAAUCUGAAAGACCCUUUUGUUUGCUGAGAAAGUUGAGCUUGUUAUUAUUAUCUCUAAUGGCCCCAGAGAUGGACAAGAGUAGUCCACUCUCCGUACGAGAAGGGAAAUCCACCACCAUUCCAAUCCCAUCAAACUCACCAAAGAGAAGUAGUAUUUUCAUAGCUCAAGUCUGUCUCAGAAGCUUAGCCAUAGUUUUCACCUUGGCUGCAAUCUCUCUUACUCUCACUGAUAAACAAACCAUCUCCCUAUUCGGUCUUCAGUUCAAAGCUCGUUACUCUUAUUCUUCUGCCUUCAGGUUCAUGGUGGGUGCUGAUUCAGUAUUGUGUGUCUCAUCUUUACUAUCGUUGGUCUUUCUUUUUGGUCUCUUGAAGCGUUCUGAGCCAGAGUCCCUGCAAAGCAAGUUGUUCUUGCUUUUCGUGCAUGAUACGGUAAUGAUGGUGUUGGUGGUGGCUGGAUGUGCGGCAGCCACUGCCAUCGGCUACGUAGGGCGCCACGGCGAAGCGCACAUGACAUGGCAAGCGGUGUGCGAACAAGUGCCCAAGUUUUGCAAUAGAAUGAUGGUGGCUGUAAUGCUUUCUUACUUGGCUUUCAUUGCCUAUUUCACUCUGACUCUUCUCUCUGCUCACCGCCUCAUGACUCGCCCAACUCACUGGACAAUCUGGACCCAACUCAGGCCAACUCAGUCUCAGAACCCUUCUGACUGACUAUGUUUUUCUGUGUGAGUGUGUGUGAGAUAAAAUCAUGUUAUAUUUCUCUCUUUCAUUCUUGGUUUUUUUAAGGAGUUGUGUGAAAAAUCCUACUAUUGCAUACAGUGCAAACCAGUUUUUAGUUGGUGUAGUUAAUGUUGUUUCCCACUUUUUACAAUAAUCUUACAGAGCUUGUUAUCUGGCGUUGUUAAUAAUACUACUUUCUGGUAGAGGUGACUUUGGUUAGCUGGUAGCUGUGUACUUUUUUUGUCGUCCUUUUAAAUUGUCUGCAGUGGAGUUAUGUUAUUGCUAGACAGAAAUGAGGCAAUUUGGUGUGGA